This is a messenger RNA of Plasmodium knowlesi strain H, 1206 nucleotides long. Its product is annotated as conserved Plasmodium protein, unknown function. The record is from RefSeq and is a predicted model, not a curated record. Bases 1 to 1206 code for a protein of 401 amino acids. NCBI's taxonomy places the organism in Eukaryota, Apicomplexa, Aconoidasida, Haemosporida, Plasmodiidae. The transcript is spliced from 3 exons.
AUGUGGAACCUUAUCAAUUACAACUACAGCGGGGGAGGUGCAAGCGGCGACGCCAAUGAUGAUGGAAACACCCCUAAUGGAAAUAACAACACCACCGAAAACAACUACAAUCUCUGGAGCAUUCUAGGAUAUGAGAAGGAAAAUCCGAGUGUAGAAGAAGAAGCUAGCCAAAAUAGCAAUGACCAAAAGGAAGUCCAAUCAAACGAGAAAAAAAAAAAAAAAGCAACAAAACAUUUCGUGAGAGUACUUGAUGAAGAUGGCAAUGACGUUGUUAACAAAACACCCAAGGAGGACAUAAAGGAAGUGGACGCAGAUUCUUCAGAUAAAAAGAAGAAGAAAAAAAAAAAAAAAAAAAAACAUUUGACUAGCGAAAAUAGGGACAAGUCCCCCUUCCUCAGCGAUCUCAGUUCUUACGCUGACUACGGAACAAGCGAUGAAGGUAAAGGACGAAAUGAUUCCCACAUAACAAAUGAGGAUGGCCUGGAAAAGCAGAAGGAAUAUGACGCGUCCAUGAGUCAAGAGGAAAUCACUGGGGAAGAAGUCACUGAAGAAACUCCCAUCGAAAAUGAAGCAGACGGUGGAGGCCAUGCUGUGGAAGAAACGACCUCGGCCAUUGCCAAUGAAUGGUUCUUUGGAAAGAUCAAAGAAAUCCUGGAGCCAACCAUGAACCAGGAAACCAUAAGCGAAAUGAUAACGAACAAAUAUAACAGUUUCAAUGAAGCCAACUCCGGCAUUUUCUAUCUAAUCGAAAAUCUACUCCUCCGUACAAACACCCAAGAAAAAAUGGAACUAAAUAAAAAACAAAGAAGCAGCUACCUGUACAAUCAUUACAACUCAAUGGAUUCAUCCAUCAAUGAACAUUACAAUUUUGUCAACUACUCCAUAUAUUGCAUUAACAAGGAGCUAGCUGCAAAUGUGGAGUUGGAGGCGACAAAAAUGAUAAAAAUUUACAACUAUGCUUUUAGCAAAUUUAAGAAAGAUAUAAAUUAUAAGGACCAAAUUUUUGCUGACUUGGUAAAUGAGGCAGACGAGGUUUCCACCUUAAUAGUUAAUGAGAAAAACAACCAAAAGAAGAGGAUCCCCAAAAUUGACUUCCUCAUUUUGGUAAAUAUCAACAGUGAUAACUACAACAAUAUUAUCGAAUCUCACAGUGUUCAAACGCCCAAGUUGAAGCUCGAGGAAAUUUUUAAAAUUAAUGUGAAUUGA